UUUACACUAAAAUUUAUUAAAAAAUCAAAAUGUGUACUGAAGAUAAUGUGGCUGUAUGACGUUUAAGAAAAAAAAUAAUGAUUUAAAUAUAGUACUCAUAAACUAUUUGAAAUCUGUUAUUUGCAAUUGACUCAGCCAAUAAAAACACAGCCGUCAACAUGUCAGUGGUAAAAAGUGCCGCUGAUUUCCAUAAAGUGUGAAAUUUCCAUGAAAUACUGACGGAGACUUGAUACGCUAAACAAAGAUGGAGAACAUCUCACUCACAAACCACUCGAAUAGCUCGAUACACACCGACUGCAAGUAUUGGGGUCCUGAGAGCGAUGUUGGAAAGGUUGCUAAACGCACUGCCUUUGUAUUGGUAAUUUUAGUGGGAAUUUUUGGCAACGUCUUUGUCAUCAUACUCGCGACAAAAUACACAGUACGCAGGAGCCUGAACCAUUUAAUCACCAACAUGGCCGUGUCAGAUACACUAUUCCUUUUCUCUUCGCUACUAGGGAACAUUCCUUGGCUUUCUAACAAUAUUUGGAGAAUAUAUCAUAACGGUUUAUUGGGAAUUAUUGAAUGUAAAAUAGUGUGGUUCAUAUGGAAUACUUCAGUUAGAGUAACCCUAAUAACUUUAUUGGUUAUCAGCGUUGAACGUUUUAGAGCGACAAGACAAACUCUACAGAAACAGCGACCAUAUACACCGAAACAACGAAUGACGGUGCUGGGUUUCUGCUGGUUGAUUCCCAUGCUAUUUGCUGUGUACUUCACGUAUGUGGAUGAUACUUGCAGUAUACCGAUGCUGGGAAAAUCCCAUUUAUUGACAUUUUUGGCACACGAAAUCUUUGUUGUCAUUCUUUGCUGUCUGAUAUUCGCUCUUGGAAUUCUAACUACAAGAAGACUGUCCAGGCCUCAGCCCAUCCACGCCCAUCUCAACGAACAACAGCUAAAGAAACGAGUACGUCGAACACAAGCAGCUGUGCAAAUGGUUAUAGCGUCAGUACUGCUGUACGCAUGUUGCAGUCUCUCCUACUUGAUUUUCAACGCCUUACGGAUUGCCGAUUCUUUCUUUCCAUCGGUUGACAUUAUGGAUGACUCAGCCUGUAUCGAUUGGAGGUCGAUCUAUUUUAUAAUAUACAAAUUUCUCCUGGUCGUCAACUCGUGCUUUAGUCCUCUUAUUUACAUAGUGUUUUUACCUGACUUUAAAGAAGCUGCAAAGAAAGUACUGUUCCGUGGAAGAGAGACGCAGAACCAGGCACCAAACGGAGAAAACUCGAUUGAGAUGCAGCCAGCUCCCAACCGUGAGAGAACCGGACAAAAUCUUUCGCAAGUGGUAGCUAAUCAUAACUGAUGUUUUCUACG
Messenger RNA from Exaiptasia diaphana, 1344 nucleotides. Its product is annotated as bombesin receptor subtype-3. Bases 245 to 1333 code for a protein of 362 amino acids. The transcript has a single exon. The record is from RefSeq and is a predicted model, not a curated record. Gene Ontology annotation, molecular function: G protein-coupled receptor activity. Gene Ontology annotation, biological process: G protein-coupled receptor signaling pathway. Gene Ontology annotation, cellular component: membrane. NCBI's taxonomy places the organism in Eukaryota, Metazoa, Cnidaria, Anthozoa, Actiniaria, Aiptasiidae.